Messenger RNA from Aegilops tauschii subsp. strangulata, 441 nucleotides. The record is from RefSeq and is a predicted model, not a curated record. NCBI's taxonomy places the organism in Eukaryota, Viridiplantae, Streptophyta, Magnoliopsida, Poales, Poaceae.
AUGCUCCCCGCGGUCCUCUCGCUCCCGCCCACAGCUGCUGCUGCCGCCUCCGCCUGCAACUCUGCUGCUGGCGCCCGCUCGCUGACCGCGUCCCCGCAGCCGCCUCUGGUCGCGCUCUCGACCACCAGUGCGCGCAAGUCUUGCCCCGCCUCUUUCUUCUGCCGCCCUGCGCCGCUCACCGCGCCGCCUCCCAUCGCUCUGGCCCGCUGCUGCACUCGCCGAGCCACCGCACGCCCGCCCGCACACUACCACGCUGGCCGGCGCCCGGCCGCCGCCUCACCCGCGCCCGCGCGCCACCGCCCCCUGCGUCCGUCUCCGCCCACGGCCGCCAUGCCCUCGCCCCCCUGUGCCGGCGCCCUGUCGCUCCCCGUCGGCCUGACCGCGCCCGGGCACAAGCGCCCGGUGCCCACGCGUGACCCGGCGCCCGCUAACCCUCCAUGA